This is a messenger RNA of Penicillium waksmanii, 2586 nucleotides long. RefSeq names its product NACHT and WD repeat domain-containing protein. The record is from RefSeq and is a predicted model, not a curated record. Gene Ontology annotation, biological process: negative regulation of transcription by RNA polymerase II. Gene Ontology annotation, cellular component: nucleus; transcription repressor complex. NCBI's taxonomy places the organism in Eukaryota, Fungi, Ascomycota, Eurotiomycetes, Eurotiales, Aspergillaceae. Bases 1 to 2586 code for a protein of 861 amino acids. The transcript has 3 exons. Gene Ontology annotation, molecular function: protein binding.
AUGGAAUCGCUUUCUAGCGCAACAAGCCUUAUUGCAGUCAUCCAAUUAACCCGAGCCAUCACUCGAAUAUGUCGGAGUUACCUCAGUAUCAAUAAAAUUCAAGAACCAAGGGAAUAUAUUCUCGGCCUGAAAGAGGAAAUCGCCGCCCUCUCCGAGACACUUGAACCACUCGAAAGGCAUCUUCACAAGCAAAACCCUACAAAAGCCAGUACUGCCCAAAAUCUGGUCGAGAAUAUCGCCAAAUGCUCUGCAAUUCUCAAAAGUUUAAAGGACAAAAUCGACCCAGAAACAACGCAGACACUGAUGAUGAAAUGGGGAUUCCAGUAUUUGGAAUGGCCAAUGAAAGUUGACGAAGUAACAAAGAUUAUUCGUGAAAUCGAGAGAUACAAAACCUCAUUCUGGUUAUCGUUACUGCUGAACCAAACGCAAUCUACCCAUCUUCUGAUCAACCAGAAGAUAGACCUUAGCCGGUUACACAUCGCCAAAGGCGCGGCCUUUAACGACUACGGAAAUCAACAUACCGAAUGCCUCCCAGGAACCCGGGUGGAGCUACUACGCAAAAUUGAUCACUGGAUCGAGACUCAUAAAGGGAAAUGCAUAUUCUGGCUAACUGGCAUGGCUGGAACAGGAAAGUCAACUGUUGCUCGGACUAUUUCCAGUCGUCUGAAGGAGCAGGGUAUCCUUGGGGCAAGCUUCUUCUUUAAAAAGGGCGAACAAGACCGAGGAAAUGCAAAACUGCUCUUUUCGACGCUGGCGAAACAAUUAGGAGGUACUAUACCUCAGCUUCUUCCCAGCAUCCAAAAUGCAAUUAAGGACGAUCCAGAUAUUUCAGGAAGAGUGCCUAAAGAACAAUUUGAGAAGCUCAUACUGCAGCCACUCAUUUCCCUUAACUCGGGCUCAACUUCAAUCAUGCUGAUCGUGAUUGAUGCACUAGAUGAAUGCGACCAAGUUGAUCAUGUCCGAGACAUUCUCGAACUUCUACCAUAUGUGCAGGAAUCACGCUCAGUACAACUCCGAUUUCUGCUAACAAGCAGACCGGAUCUACCCAUCAGGCUGGGGUUCCAAGGUACUAUAGAUCAUCAUCAACAUCUGAUGAUCCACAAGAUCUCGAGUCCUGUGAUAGAACACGAUAUCAGACUAUAUUUUGAAAAUGAAUUCUUGCGGUUGCAGCAAGAGCGCGACCUCCCGACAAACUGGCCAGGGGUCAGGACGAUAAAUACACUAGUCGAGAGAGCUAUCCCAUCCUUCACUUCCAUCACUACGCUUUUUCGAUUCAUCAGUGACGACCGCUGGAGCGCUACAGAGCGCCUCGAAGUUAUCCUCAGUGACCAAACUAAAUACGUUGCAAAGAUGGAGGGUAUAUAUACUCCCAUAUUAAAUCGACUUCUCUCAAAUGAGAAUGAAGAGGAAUCCCGACAACUGGUACACGGGUUUAAGAAUACAAUCGGAAUUCUCAUUCUUCUUGCUACUCCGUUAUCGGCAAAUUCCCUUGCGAAGCUUCUGAAGAUGGAAACCGACAAAAUCCAGAAACAAUUCAAACUGUUCCACUCGGUCCUUGAUGUUCCUGCCAGGCCAGAUGAGCCGGUCCGGAUCUUACAUAUUUCAUUUCGAGAUUUUAUUCUCGAUAACAAACAGAAAGGAAAGCCAUUCUGGGUAGAUGGGAGAUUGGUGCAUGAGAAACUGACUGUACAAUGCCUCAAGGUCAUGCAAGAUGGUCAUUAUGGACUACGAAAGAAUAUCUGCAACUUGCAAAAUGAUACCACACAGCGAGACAACGUUGAUAAUGAUACUAUCAAUCGCUGCCUACCAUCGGAAUUGCAAUAUGCCUGCCGAUAUUGGGUACAUCACUUGGUACAGAGCCACAGCUCGGCCAAUGAGCUUAGUACUCAUGCUCUCUCAUUUCUUGAAUCACACUUUCUCCAUUGGGUUGAAGCGAUGAGCCUUCUGGGUAUCAUAUCCGAAGUCAUUGAAAUGAUCCAGAGACUACGCUUAGCAAUGCAGGCUGAAAGAGAUCAUGAAAUAUCGGGCUUCUUGCAUGACGCUUGGCAUUUUAUUCUUCGAAAUCAGCAGAUAGCUGACACUGCACCCCUUCAGCUUUACUCAGCAGGGCUGGUGUUUAUUUCAGAAGAUUCUAUAAUCAGGAGAAAUUUCAAAAAUGAAUUAUCAACCUGGAAUCAACUAUCUACAGUUAAAAGAACAUGGAAUGGGCGUUCCAGUUGGCUUAACUUAGUCUCCUUCUCACCGAACGGUCAACUACUGGCGUCCGGCGCAGAUGAUAACACUAUUGAGCUCUGGGAUCCCCGGACGGGCGAACUGCGCCAAACACUCAAGGGCCAUUCCAGUUGGAUUACCUCAGUUGAAUUCUCACCGGACGGUCAAAUGCUGGCGUCUGCCGCCUGUGAUGAUACGGUUAAGCUCUGGGAUCCGCGUACGGGCGAGUUGCGCCAUACGCUCGACGGCCAUUUCAAUGAGGUUCAUAAUGCCACCUUCCUACCGGACGGUCAACUGUUCGGUUCUGGCUUCGAUAACAACACUGUCAUGAGAUGGGAUGCCCGUACGGGUGAGCUGCUCGAGUUAAUCAAAUGA